AUGUUUCUGACAUGUUAUGAAAUUGAAAAUUUUUUUUAUUUCAGGUGUAAAAUAGAGCUGGGAGAUGUUACUCCACAUAAUAUAAAACAAUUAAAAAGGUUAAAUUCAGUGGUUUUUCCAGUGUCAUAUAAUGAUAAAUUUUAUAAAGAUGUAUUAGAAGCUGGAGAAUUAGCUAAACUUGCUUAUUAUAAUGAUAUUGUUGUUGGAGCUGUUUGCUGUCGCAUAGAUACCUCAGAAAACCUAAGGAGGCUGUACAUUAUGACCUUAGGUUGCUUGUAUCCAUAUAGACGUUUAGGUAUUGGUACUAAAAUGGUAGAACACGUAUUGAAUUAUGUUGAUAAAGAUGGACAUUUCGAUAGUAUUUUUUUGCAUGUUCAAGUUAAUAACGAAGAUGCAAUUGCUUUUUAUAAAAAGUUUGGCUUUGAAAUAGUUGAAACGAAAGAACGUUAUUACCGAAGAAUCGAACCCGCGGAUGCUCACAUGUUGCAAAAAACUCUUCGCCCUGGUUUGAAAGCAUCAUUGUCGAAUGGAAAAAUCACAAAUGGUGAAAUGAAAAAUUACGAUCAAUGA
Molecule: messenger RNA, 570 nt
Organism: Pediculus humanus corporis (human body louse)
Lineage: Eukaryota; Metazoa; Arthropoda; Insecta; Psocodea; Pediculidae
Exons: 4
Coding region: 1-570 (189 amino acids)
Biological process (GO): mitotic sister chromatid cohesion
Cellular component (GO): NatA complex
Molecular function (GO): acyltransferase activity, transferring groups other than amino-acyl groups
Source: RefSeq, a predicted model, not a curated record